AUGAAAAGUGAUUAUUUGUAAUUAUUUACUAAACCAUCUACAAUACCAAAUUCUGGAUUAGGUGUAUUUGCAAAAAAUGAUCUUACAAAAGGAUAAAUUCUAGUAGAAUAUAGAGGAAAAAGUAAAUUACAUUAAUAUAUUAGUAAUUAAUGCAAAAUACUCUUGGGCAUAAUGUUUUAUGCUUGAAGAUAGAAUGCUUUAAAUAAAUGAAAAAUAUUCAGUUAUUGGUCGUUCAUUAUCAUCUAGAUUUAAUGAUAUUGUAAGAUUUGGUCUUUUAACACCUAUGGAAGAGUAAAGCUUAAAUUUCGGUGUUUUUCCUAUUCAUGAACAUUUAAAACAUAAUGUUGAAUUAUCAAUAAAACAUGAUAAAGCAUUUUUGGUGGCAUCAAAGAAUGUUAAAGCAGGUGAAGAGUUAUUUUUUGAUUAUUCAUUUUCUUAUUGGAAAUCAUUUUAUGAUCAAAUGAAGGCAUAUAAAGGAGAAAACUUUUUUGAUUAUUGGGAAUAGCAAAAAUAAAAACCUAUUCCAGAACAUUAUAUCAUUUGUGAUUCUGAUAUGCUAAAAUUAUAAAUAAUUGAUGGAAAAGUAUAUUCAAAAUCCACAAUAUAAUGUGGUGAAAUUAUAAUAGAAUGUAGAGGGAAAUAUUUUGAAACUGAAUAACCAGGAAGAAUAAAUCUUAAAUUAGACAAUUUAUUUUUAAGAUUAAAUAGAUUAAAUAAUGCAAUACUUUAAAAUAAAUUAUAAUCUAAAACUGAUUUGAAUGCAGAAUUAGUACUUAUAGAUAAAAAGUUCUUUAUUAAAGCUCUUACAAUAAUUGCUAAAGGUGAAGCUAUUUUUGUGGAUAAUAAUAAUUAAUGCUGA
Messenger RNA from Paramecium primaurelia, 859 nucleotides. NCBI's taxonomy places the organism in Eukaryota, Ciliophora, Oligohymenophorea, Peniculida, Parameciidae. The record is from the annotation of a GenBank genome assembly.